AUGCCGGCGAGGCGCGGAGAAGAACCGCUCCACACGAGCACGGAACACGCGAAAGCCGAAGUGCCGCGGCGAGGCAGCCGCCUGCAGCGUGCCCGCCAGGGCAGCGGCCGCCGGCCCCGGGACCCGCCCACGGUGCAUGCGCGGUGCGCGCAGCCGGCAGGAGGCGGGGCGGUGCAGGCGGUGCCGCCGCGUGGUGCCCACCGCGCCUGUGCCACCUCCCUCCGCGCCGGUUGGGCGGCUGCACUGCGCCUGCGUGGCUCGGUGUGCCAUGGCGAGAGGUUUGUGACGUCAUCGGCGGGGGCGGGACCGGAGCCCGGGGCGGGGAGCCGGAGCCUGCGCGGUUGCCAGGGUGACGGGAACACAACAUGGCGCACUGAGGGCCGCGGGAGGCCGGGCGCUGCGCGGCGGUCAGGAGCAGCUCGGCCGCGCUCUCGCUCACCCCGAGACCUGCAGGAGAGCGCAGGACGAAAAGUAAGGGGGUGCGGGGGAAGCGGCGGGCUCUGCUCGGUGCGGAGGCUGCGGGCUUGUGUGAGGGGCACCGCUGAGGAGGCCGGCGGUUACCGGGACCAAGUGAAUAAUUGGAGACAAAUACAAGCACUAAGGAGGCGUCCUCAUCCCAAUAUCCUUAUGUUACAUUAAGUUGUUUUCUCCCUUUCACUGAUAUGUGAACUUACGGAUAUGAAUCUUUAUGAGCUGAUAAAAGGAAGAAGAAAGCCAUUACCUGGGGAAAAAAAAAAAGAAAAUGUUAAGAACUCCAUGUACCAGUUAUGCAAAUCUCUUGAUUACAAACAUAGAAAUGGAGUAUUUCACAGAGAUGUGAAACCAGAAAACAUAUUAAUAAAGCAAACUACCCUGAUGUUAGGAGAUUUUGGAUCUUGUAGGAGUAUCUAUUCUAAGCAGCCACAUACGGUCAUCUCCACACGCUGGUGCAGAACACAUGAAUGCUUACUAACAAGUGGCUACUACAGUUGCAAAAUUGGUAUGUGAAGUGCUGGCUGUGUUUUCUAUGAAAUUACAAGUUUUCAGCCUCUCUUUCCUGGAUCUAAUGAGCUGGACCAGAUUUCAAAAAUCCAUGAUGUUAUAGGCACUCCUGCUAACAAAACUCUCGACAUGUUCAAGCAGUCAAGACUUGCAAGGUUUGAUUUCUCCUUUAAAAAAGGAAAAGGAAUACCUCCUGUUGUGCACAGUUUGCCUCCCAAAGGCUUCUCUCUCCUGUAUGCAGUGAUAAAAUAUGAUCCUGAUGAGAGAAUUGCUACCCAUCAAGCACUACAGCACCCUUAUUGUCAAGAACUCUGGCAACUGAAACACGUGGCCAUGCACAAAAAAAUAAGAUUACUAGGAAAUACAUCAGGGCAAGUACUUCUGCGUUUGUGGCAAAUUUCAAUGGCAAGUCAAAAGACAGUCAGCUCUGGCAAGUGUUCACCUCCUGUAUUCAGUAACUUCAACCUUCACUUUUUAUUGAGGAUGAGCUGAUUAUGAAUCAUAUGAGGUACUUGAUUUUGAUAGUUUCUGUAAUUGCUGAAUAUUUCUAUAGAACUAUAGCUAAAAACUAAAGCAACUUUUUAUCUGAUUCAAAGCAAAUAAAAUGUGGUUGUAGUUUUCUUCCAGCUGUUGAUCUCAAUCAAAAGGUUUAACAGAGACUGAUACUGCAGCUGGUUGCUUAAAAGAGCAGUAUGGGCUUAUACCUUAUGUUUUAGAAAUUUUGCACUGUUUCCUAGUAAGAGUUGUUAAAAGGCAGAGUUUUUAACUCACUUGGAAAGAGCCAUUAUUGCAGUUUGAUACUAUUGAUUUUAAAACUCCUGAUCUCCUAAAAAUCUGCAAUAAUUCAUUUGCAAUACUUAAAUUUGGUGAUGUGUUACAAAACAGGUUUGCUGCUUAAGAAGCAAAUGAGUUUGUACAAGUCAUACUUAGCUGGGGGUUUAAAAAUCUUCUGCCUACCACGUAUUCAUGCAAGACAGGUUUUGCCAAUAACCUUUUUUGGGGUUUUUUUAUUAGUUCUAAAAGCUACUCUGCUCAUAAUUGGGAAGUGAGCAGCUUUUUUUUCCCAGUAAUGAACCACCUCUGGGACUGCUGCUGCUGCUCAACAUUUUCUGUGUAACGAACAGUGAAACAAAAUCAAAGAGAAGGCAGGCGAGGGCCAUGUUGUAUAUAUAAAUUUAGUACAGGUUGUUAUAUAUAUAUAUAUAUACACACACGUAUGUAUGUAUGUAUAAAAUAAAGGUGUGAUGCUAAGCUUAGGAAAUAGAAUUAAGGACUGUAGGUCUACAGGCAACAAAGUAUAAGCGUAACCUCUGACCGUAUACCUUAAGCAAAAGCACCAUAAGCUUACCCAGUGUUUUUUCCCAGAGGGGAAGAUGGUGAGUUGCUUGGUGCCAGUAUAUUUGGAGUUAAGCAUGGUGUGCAGCAGUAAAAAUGGUCUAAAAAUAGGUAACUUACUGUAUCUAUGGGAUCUUCUUGCUCUCUGCAAUUACUGAUUUCUUUCAAGAUUAAAAAACCAAAAAAUACAAAUCCUCCUACUGACAUCUGACUGAUCAUUCAGCCUCAGAGCUCUCUCCCUAGCAUUACACAGAAGGCCGAGGCUUACAUUAUCAAGGAUAUGUUCUUGAUGGAGAUACGUUAAUUGUAUUGGUAGCUUCCCAUAAUCUUCUGGAAACCUCAAACCACAGAUGCUGAAGUUUAAAUAUUUCAACAUUUCAACUAAAAAGAAAAAAAAAUUCCCUCAGAUUGUGUCUGCACAAGGUCUUUCCUGAUCUGAAAAGUGUUACUGCAACUGUUUGCUUCUAUUAUUGAUGUAUCAGGUAGGUAAUUAUUCAUACACCAGAAAAGUGGUUGUUUUUUGACAAAAGUCAGAAUUUUUGCUAAGUUUAAACUUGGAGAGAAGCAGCGAUCAGGGUACUGUCUUGUAUAUUUCAGUUCUCUCUUACACAGUCUGUAUCUGGGGCUGUCAGGCUGUUCUAAUGAAAAAGGCAAUUUCACAUUCAGCAGGAUUUUUGAUAGGAAAAUUGGAAGUUUGAAGGGAAGGGCCACAUUGGAAUUUUUCUUCAUUUAUUUUACACUUUCAGGCGCAUUUUACACAGUUUGGCACAUAGGAUGCUUCACAGGUAUUUAUUUAAUACCAAGUUCUUUGCUGUUAUAUUUCUGGAGACAAAUUACGCUUCUCUGGCUGUUGGCUUAGUUGGCAAACUUGAAUUUUCCCACCUGCUUUAUAGUUAAAAUACACUCAACUUUAAGCUACAAACUGGAAAGCCUUCUUUCUAGCCUCAUUCUUCCAGCUAAAAUUCCAUAGUGAACUGAUCCAUGUUCCACUCGCUUUUAUUUAUUUUUUUUAACAUAGUAGGAAAAUGUUAUUAAGAGCUGUAUCUAUAGUAGAACUCUGAGUUCUGUUCAGGUAAGUUGUAAGUAUCCCUUUUCUUCCUAAAAUUUUUUUCUAUAUGGAAUAAAGGGUGGGAUGGGCAGUUCAAGCGUCUAGAGGACAUCCCAAUAGUAAAAGGGAGGCUGAAAAAAGAACCACCACAGAUGUACCUUGUAUGCAGUUGAACUACGAUUUGUAGCAGGGACAUACACUGCAAUCACAUAUGCAAGUAGCUGCUCUUAUUACCCUAAUGUUGGAUACUCUGGUCCUUUCCCUAGGGGUUUUGUAUUUUUCCAGCUGAAGGAAAAGUCUUUUAAAGUCAUUACACAUUUUCUCAAGCGUUUCAUUUUGACUCAGACCAUAUGAAGCAUCUACACCAGGGAGAUAACGACACUAGUUUUUAGUUCUGAGGUUUAUCUGUAUUUUAACAGUUAAACCCACUAUGUUAAUAAAACUUCUGAAUGAUAAUCCUGCUCAGUUUCAGUGUUUUCCCCAUUCCUCAUACUUUAGAAGAACAUAAGACAGAAUUGUGAAGUACAGCUCCAUCUUUAAUAACGUGGACAAUCUAAUGGUCAGCUUAUAAAUGUAUCUGGCGGUUUUCUGCACAGUAGCUGAAUUACAAGAAUUAGACUUAGUUACAAGUAGCCACUGCAGUUGUUUCUCCCCAAAUUUUCAUUCAUAUCCUGAAAAAAAAAAUAUAUAUAUUCUUAUGCCAGAAAAUAUCUAAACUUUACUUGCAAUUUAAAAAAUUCUACCCCACUUUACUGCUGCUAGAGCAGGAAAGGCAUUAACAUGUGCCCUCAAAUACAGCAUGUGCAUACUCGGGCAAGUUCCACGUUCCCAGGCUAGUGGCCUGCUGCAGGAUUCAGCAAAAGCCUAAUUGAGAACACUGCCAUAUAGGGAAUAGAGGAAAAGAUACAGCAGGUACUUCUGUUCUCUGUCGUUCUGGGGCUUGACACAGAGCAGUAUCUCCUGGGGGGGUUAAUCUUUGCAAGAACUAUUGAAAACAAUUCAAGUGUUCUGUUGCCGACUGAUUAAAAAUAACACGUGUUCAGACAAGCGGCACUGAACUGUACAAAUACACGGCUACGUCUAUCUCCAUAACACUUAGCAGCUUACGAGUGUUGAAUUAUAAAUGAGAUGUCUGAUGUAAGACAAACAAG
Messenger RNA from Strigops habroptila (Kakapo), 4515 nucleotides. It is a transcript of the gene MOK, whose product is annotated as MOK protein kinase. The record is from RefSeq and is a predicted model, not a curated record. Gene Ontology annotation, cellular component: nucleus; cytoplasm. Gene Ontology annotation, molecular function: ATP binding; protein serine/threonine kinase activity. NCBI's taxonomy places the organism in Eukaryota, Metazoa, Chordata, Aves, Psittaciformes, Psittacidae. Gene Ontology annotation, biological process: intracellular signal transduction; protein phosphorylation.